This is a messenger RNA of Sabethes cyaneus, 1850 nucleotides long. RefSeq names its product actin-related protein 8 (gene Arp8). Gene Ontology annotation, biological process: regulation of DNA-templated transcription; double-strand break repair. The coding region runs from base 94 to 1782 and encodes 562 amino acids. Gene Ontology annotation, cellular component: Ino80 complex. The record is from RefSeq and is a predicted model, not a curated record. The transcript has 4 exons. NCBI's taxonomy places the organism in Eukaryota, Metazoa, Arthropoda, Insecta, Diptera, Culicidae.
UUUUUGUAAACCGAGUGAAACCUGAUAAUAAAUAUCGUUCAAAGACUUUUUAAACGAAAGAUCUGUUUGGAAAUAUCUUAUUUUGAAUCUAGAAUGGCAAACACUAAGGAUACUCCGGAGCACCUACAAGCGCAGAAUAUUAUCGUCAUCCAUCCGGGGUCGCUGUACCUGCGAAUGGGACGAGCUUCGGAUGUAAAUCCUUGCCGGAUCAUGCACGCCAUCGCUCGCCGCCGGAAACCGAAUGGUCGUGCUUACAAGGACAGUUUGCUACCACCUCCGGUGGCUCAAUCGAAGGAUUCACUGCCAGAGUUUGAAGAGUGUCGAUUGCAAGUCUCGCAUACGCUGCAAUCCUGCGUACAAUCGGAUGGUCGUAGGCGAUAUGCCACUCCGCCGCAGCAAAUAUCUGCCUUUAAUAGGCGUUCCCUAGCGGAAACACUAGAUAGUGAUACUCCCGUUGAAUGGAAGGACGAACAAGUUGGUAAUACUGUGAUUGGAGAGGAAACUCUUUGGUUGAAUCCUGCGGGGGAGUUCAAUCUACACUUUCCAAUCAGGCGAGGUGAGCUAAACUUGCACAAGAAUAUUGGAGGGUCUAUGACCGGUGUCAUGAGCGAUCUGCAAGAUAUUUGGCAGUAUGUUCUUAGACAUCGAUUGAAAAUUGAUUUGAAACACUUAAAAAGCUACAAAGCGGUACUGGUUAUACCGGACAUUUACAAUAGAGCUCAUUUGAAGGAACUGACAACUCUGCUUCUCAGCAAAAUUGGUUUCGGAUGUUGCUUCCUCGUACAAGAUCAUGUGGCGGCAACUUUCGGAGCCGGACUUGGCUAUGCUUGCGUAAUUGACGUUGGCGAUCAGAAAACGUCCGUAUCCUGUGUGGAGGAUGGCAUUUCUCACCCAAAUACCCGAGUACGGUUGGACUACGGAGGUGCCGAUGUAACGCAAUCGUUCUUCUGGAUGCUACAAAAGUGUGCGUUCCCCUAUAAAGAAUGCAAUCAAAGUAACCCGCAGGAUGCUUUUCUACUCAAACAGCUGAAGGAGGAAUACGGUCACGUCAAUUUGGAUGUUUGUGGCUCGUUGGAGAGAAGCUUCACCGUGCAGCAACCGCAGCAGGCGAAGUGCAAGUACACUUUGCAAGUAGGCGACGAAGCAAUCGUUGCUCCGUUGGGACUUUUUCAUACGGAACUGUUUUCCGUUACGGGGGCGAACAAAUCGGUUCCGAUAACGCAGAAACCGUGUGCGGCCCAGCCGCAUCCGGAGGACUGCUUCGAUGCGGAAUAUUUGCGCGAAACCGGUCGCAGGGGGAAGGAAAAUCUGGAACAGACUGCAAACGAAAGCGGUAUUGGGAACGCGGAAAAUCAAGAUGACGACAUGGUCGUAGAGGAACAGGAGAAAGACGGCGGCAAAGCUAGCGAUAAGGAUUUUAUAAUGCCCGGUGGACAGGUGAUCGGGAUUGAUCAAGCUGUGCUGCAGAGCAUCGAACGUUGCCCAAAUGACGAACUGAAGCGGAAAAUGUACGGAUGCAUUCUCGUCGUCGGAGGGGGAAUGAAGUUUACUGGCAUUAGCAAUUGGUUGCAGAAUCGUGUGGCGUUGAAAAUUCCGCUAAUCUAUCGCUCAGAGCACAAUAUAGUUACCAGUUCGAAGGAUAUCGAUCAGGAAAUUACUUCCUGGAAGGGAGCUGCCAUAAUGUCCUGUCUGGAAAGUGCAACCGAACUGUGGAUUACCGAACCAGAAUGGACCCGGUAUGGACUUCGGAUACUGCGAGAAAAGGCAGUUUUUAUGUGGUAGGCCACGUUGGAAACAAUGUUUUUCUUACACGUAUGAGUAGAAAUUAAAUUAUUCUUUAGACGAUAAAA